Molecule: messenger RNA, 2076 nt
Organism: Trifolium pratense (red clover)
Lineage: Eukaryota; Viridiplantae; Streptophyta; Magnoliopsida; Fabales; Fabaceae
Product: intermediate cleaving peptidase 55, mitochondrial
Exons: 14
Coding region: 214-1668 (484 amino acids)
Cellular component (GO): mitochondrion
Molecular function (GO): manganese ion binding; metalloaminopeptidase activity
Source: RefSeq, a predicted model, not a curated record
CCAAACACACGCUUCACUUUAGUUAGACAAAAUCACAAACAAAUACAACGAACGAGCCACGCCACGAAGCACAAAACAAAUCAAGCAAUUGCAAAGUGCAAAAGCGGGUUAACCCUCUUCAACUCUUAAACCCUUUAUUAUUCCAGAGUUUAAAGUUUAAACCUCUUUGUUUAGUUUAGCGAGUUCAACGCAAAAAAAAGAAGCAUCAGAGAGAUGCAGAGUGUUGUAAGAAAACUAACCAAAACAUUCUCAAACAGACAUGUUUUAGGUUUUCGUUCCUAUUGCAAUGAUAGGAUUGCUGUUGAUAUUGGACAACCAACCCCUUCAUCUCAUCCACAUCUUCUAAAAGAUGGGGAGAUCACACCAGGCAUAUCUAGUGAGGAAUACAUCCUAAGAAGAAAAAAGAUGUUGGAACUUCUCCCGGAGAAGAGUUUGGCUAUCAUUGCUGCUGCCCCAGUAAAGAUGAUGACAGAUGUCGUGCCUUAUACAUUUCGACAAGAUGCUGAUUACUCGUAUAUUACAGGCUGCCAACAACCUGGUGGCGUGGCCAUUUUAGGACAUGACAUUGGUUUAUGCAUGUUCAUGCCAGAAGCCAAACCUUAUGAUGUGAUUUGGCAAGGGCAAGUAGCUGGAGUUGAUGCAGCAUUGAAUACAUUCAAGGCUGACAAGGCAUAUCCAAUGAGAAAAUUGCACGAGAUCCUUCCAGAUAUGAUAAGGGGAUCCUCAAAAUUGUAUCACAAUGUUCAGACUGCUACAUCAGCAUAUACGGAACUGGAGGCCUUCAAGAAACUAGCUUACUGUAACAAUGUAAAUGAUCUAUCUGUUUAUACCCAUCAGCUGCGAUGGAUAAAGUCUCCUUCAGAGCUGAAGCUGAUGAAGGAAUCUGCAUCAAUUGCUUGUCAGGCUCUUUUGUUGACAAUGAUGCAUUCAAAGGCAUACCCUUUUGAAGGUAUGCUAGCUGCAAAGUUUGAAUACGAAUGCAAAAUGAGAGGUGCCCAGCGAAUGGGAUUUAAUCCCGUGGUUGGAGGUGGGCCUAAUGGAAGUGUUAUACAUUAUUCUAGGAACGAUCAGAAGAUUAAAGAUGGAGAUCUUGUAUUGAUGGAUGUUGGAUGUGAGGUACAUGGCUAUUCCAGUGAUCUCACACGUACCUGGCCACCUUGUGGGAGCUUCUCUUCUGCCCAGGAAGAGCUUUAUGAGCUUAUACUGGAAACAAACAAGCAUUGUGUGGAACUUUGUAAGCCAGGUGCUAGUAUUCGACAAAUACACAACCAUUCGGUUGAAAUGCUGCAGAAAGGACUCAAGGACUUUGGAAUUUUGAGAGACACCGGAAGCAGUUCCUACCAUAAGCUGAACCCAACUUCUAUAGGUCACUAUCUAGGAAUGGACAUUCAUGAUUGUUCAAUGAUCAGCUUUGACAGUCCUCUGAAGCCAGGUGUUGUAAUAACUAUUGAACCGGGAGUAUACAUCCCAUCUUCUUUUAAUUGUCCAGAAAGGUACCGAGGAAUUGGGAUAAGGAUUGAGGAUGAGAUUCUCAUUACAGAGACAGGUUAUGAGGUCCUAACAGCAUCAAUUCCUAAAGAAGUGAAGCAAAUUGAGUCCUUACUCAACAACUUCAGCCAUGGAAUAGGAUUGGAUAGCCAAAAUAACUUGAGAGCUACAUCCAACUAAUAUUGUCCAUGUGCAUUAAAGAACUGGAACAAUGAAUAUGUGCAUUGCAUUGUCAAAACUUUAGGUAAAUUAUUUACAUCCCUUACUUUUUUGCCUCCUCCAUAUUAACUUUUAGCUGAGCAAACAUUCCAACAUGUAUUCUACAAUCUUAGUGAAGAGGAGGGUACUAAAGAAUAGGAGAGAAUGUGGGGGCAGGCUUUCCUUACUUGUUUUGGGUUGUUCCCUUAUUUUUGUGGACUGAUAGAGUAGUAGGUUUCUUUUACCUAAUUGUUGCAUAAUUCCUACUUGGUUUUAUUGCUGUAAAUUAUUGAUGAUUUUAUUAAAUGGCCAGUUCCAUAUAAAUUUUCUUCAGCAGUUUGAAAUUGUAAUGUAAUCUUUACAACAAUGGAAAGAGUUAAUUUCUAUGUA